AUGAGCAAUCUUGUAACUUCUAACUCAUCCUCCACUGCAACCGAUUCCACCACCGAAAGGCUAAAUAUCCACCACCGAAAGGCGGCGGAGCACCAUCACCACCAGUCUUUGUUGCCUGGACUUCCAGACCAUAUAGCCCAACUUUGCCUUUUUUUGGUCCAUCCUUCAAUUCUCUACUCCGUUUGCCGUUCUUGGCGUCGCCUUAUCUAUUCACCAUCUUUUCCUCCUUUUCUAUCUAUUUACACUCUCUUGAUAUCCACGCAAAAUCAAGACAACUCCAUUGAAUACUCCUCCUUUGAUCCCAUUUCAAAUAAGUGGUGGUCAUUUCCUCCUCCGCCGCCUGACCCUCCACUCCGCUUCCUCCUCCGCCACUGCUCCUUCAUUUCACGUAAAUUUCCUAUACAAUCUGUUUCUGUUUCCGGCAACUUAGUCCUCCUCGCAGCCACAACCGACGAAUUCCUCCCCGCCCUCUCGAGGCCACUCAUUUUCAAUCCCUUGAUACAGAAAUGGACCUACGGUCCCCCACUAUUCACUCCACGGCGGUGGUGCGCCGCUGGAGCCUCUGGCGAUGUCGUAUACGUUGUGAGUGGAAUUGGGUCCCACUACAGCACUGAGGUUGCUCGAUCUGUCGAAAAAUGGAACCUCCAUAACAAUAAUAACAGCCAUUUGAGCCACAAAAAAUUAUGGGGUUUUGAAAAUGAUUGGAGUUGGGAAAGAAUGGGAGGGCUAAAACAUGGAAAAUUCAGUCGAGACGCCAUCGAUGCCAUAGGAUGGAGAGGGAAGCUUUGCAUGGUGAACGUGAAGGGCAAAGCGGCCAAGGAAGGCGCAAUAUACGAUGUACAAACCGACGUAUGGGAGGAGAUGCCGGAGGGAAUGUUGGCGGGAUGGUGGGGUCCAGCAGCGGCGAUGGAGGAGGACACCAUAUACAUGGUGGAUGAAUCAAAAGGUGCAUUGAGAAAAUAUGAUCAUGGGAGGGACAAAUGGGUGUUGAUUUUGGAAAGUGGAGUGCUUAAAGGGGCGCAGCAAAUGGCGGCUGGAGGUGGUAGAGUGUGUGUAGUAAGAGGGGACGGCAUCGGCAUUGUGGUGGUUGAUGUGGUGGCGCCGCCUUAUAGAUUUUGGAUUGUUGAUACUCCCCCAGGGUUACAAGCUGUUACUAUAAAUAUAUUGCCAAGAUUGUCACCGUGA
Messenger RNA from Fraxinus pennsylvanica, 1185 nucleotides. NCBI's taxonomy places the organism in Eukaryota, Viridiplantae, Streptophyta, Magnoliopsida, Lamiales, Oleaceae. The record is from the annotation of a GenBank genome assembly.